GAAUUCAUCAGUUUCGUUCCAAUAUGAAGACCAUUAUUUUCUGUGCUUUCGCUGUGUUGUUCGUGGCGGUGUCGUGCCGUCCCGACAAGCUGGACCUGAAGCAGGUGAAGGCUGAUGCUGAGCGCAAGAAGGCCUGCAUGCAUGACUGCACCAAAGCUAAUCUUGACCCUAUCUGCGCUGGAAAGACAGGAGAGAAACCCAAGUCAUUCGGAAACGAGUGUGUCAUGAACAACUACAAUUGCGAACACAAAGAUACGUUGCGCAAGAUCAGCCAAGGCCAGUGUCCUGGAUCAGAUGGCAUCCGUCUCUCUUGAACACUGAAGAAACAAUAAUUAAUCACGUUGUUUAUAGUAGGUACUAACAGCAUUGCUUUCGAUAAAUUAUACUCGUAAUAUUGGCAUAUAAAACUUGCUUUCUAUUGGAAUUUUUUUAUUGCAACAUCAAUUAACGAUGUCACUUUUUGUUGUUAUUGUAUUUAUAAAAAAAUCAAAAAUGUUUUACGUUUUCUUGACGUCGUUUAAACAGAAAUGUAGUCACUGUAAACGAAAUAAUUAAUUAUCUUUAAUAAGUAAUACAAUAAUUACCUCGUUAUAUGUAUGCGCAUAUUAAAAGCUUUAACAAAA
This is a messenger RNA of Bombyx mori (domestic silkworm), 623 nucleotides long. Its product is annotated as kazal-type proteinase inhibitor. The record is from RefSeq and is marked provisional. The transcript is spliced from 3 exons. The coding region runs from base 24 to 314 and encodes 96 amino acids. Gene Ontology annotation, molecular function: protein binding. Lineage: Eukaryota; Metazoa; Arthropoda; Insecta; Lepidoptera; Bombycidae.